CUUAACCACUUAGACUAAAAGAAGAUCAAAAAGAAUUUAUUUAUUCCUUCUUUCCCCCAUGGUAUGCGUAGCCUCAACUGUGAUUUCUACAAAUGCCUUUUCAAUGAGUCUCUCUAACUUUAUCUAAUCCUCAGCAUGGAUAUAGUUGGGCAUGCUAUUGACCCUAGAGAGUCCCAAAGGUUCCAAAAGGGUGACCUCAUUAUGAGCACUGGAACGGUUGGUUACAGCGACGGAUGUUCCUACCAGAGUCAUGCAUUGGUACAGGUGGUAAAUUGCUGUAAGAUCGAAUCUGAGAUACCGGUGCUUGGAUUAUCUACCCCUCCAUUCAGUCUCUGUACGGCUGCUUGUGGCCUGUACCUUGAUAUGGGUUUAGCGAAAGUCGCCGACAGAAGUGACGUUGCUGCCACCCACGUGCUUAUAUGGGGUGCCAAUGGAGGGGUAGGCAAGCUUGCUAUUCAGCUUGCUAAAAUCUCUGGCUACAGUGUAGUUGCAGUUACAUCAAGUAAUGAAACUACAGCUCAGGCGCAAACCAGAGGUGCCGACUAUGUCUUUUCUAGGUCAGAUCCAGACCUAAUCGCCAAGAUAAAGUCUGUCGCACCUGAUCAGCGUCUCGCGUUUGAUACGGUUGUUACUGAGGAAACCAUCUCAAAGAUUGUGGACUGUUGUAAGAAGCCGGUAACAGUGGCUACUGCUAUCAAGUACACGGCAGCGCCUAUUGAUGGCGUACAACUCAAGCCAGUGUACAGUGGUGAGAUAAUGGGAAAGACAAUGACGGGCCAGCCCUCUGCGGCCGGUGUUCAGCUUGGUUAUUGGCUUUGGGGGGGCCUCGAUAACUGGUUGGGUAAUGGCCAGAUCAAACCUUUAGAGUAUGAAGCUCUCAAUGGACUCCAAGAAGUUCAAGAAGGACUGGAUAGAUUAAAAUGUGGAAGCGUACAUAAGAAGUUGGUGACCUAUGUCACCUAA
Messenger RNA from Fusarium odoratissimum NRRL 54006, 963 nucleotides. RefSeq lists its product as uncharacterized. Gene Ontology annotation, molecular function: oxidoreductase activity, acting on NAD(P)H. The coding region runs from base 136 to 963 and encodes 275 amino acids. The record is from RefSeq and is a predicted model, not a curated record. Lineage: Eukaryota; Fungi; Ascomycota; Sordariomycetes; Hypocreales; Nectriaceae. The transcript has 3 exons.